Molecule: messenger RNA, 1051 nt
Organism: Meloidogyne enterolobii
Lineage: Eukaryota; Metazoa; Nematoda; Chromadorea; Rhabditida; Meloidogynidae
Source: the annotation of a GenBank genome assembly
AUGUUGCUAAUUUUUCGAAUGUUUUAUUGUUCGUCGUUUGUCAUCAAUCUUUUGUUGUUCAACAUAUUUUUUGACAACAAAAGGGUGGAAGGGUUUGUCAGAGAUCGAUUCAAUAGUUCAUUACAACAACAGAGUGAUGAAGAGAUCAUAGACAACAGCAACAAUUAUUUGGGCACUUCAAACGCAUUUACUGAUAACGAUCAAGAGAAGAAUUUGCCAGAAUUUUUUGAUAAAUUUGGCAAAAUUGGUGUUAAUUAUGAUUUGGAUGUUAACGAUACUGAGCCUGCAUUGAAAAAUAAACCCUUUAUUUAUUGCCAGAAAUAUGAACAAAAUUCUUGUGCUUCUAAAAAUCCCGAAGAUUGCACAGAAACCGUAAAGUGUUAUGCAUCGAUAAAUACACAUUUAUUGGCUUGUAUGGCCGUCAGUUUAUACACCAUAAAUGAAAAUGGGACCUUUCAUGAAAUACCAAGCAUUAAAAGUUGUUGGUCUCAAGGUGCUAGUGAAUUACGCGAAUGUCGUUCUGAAGAUGAAUGUGUGGUCGAUACAAGAAGGACCGGAACUAUAGGUUUAUCGGCCAAAUUCUGUUGCUGUCGAACACACAAUUGCAAUUCAAAAUUUACUUUCAAACCCCAACCAGAUUAUGAAGAUGAGGAAGAAGAUAAUGAAAUUGUCAAGUUGCUAGGUAAAAGAAGGAAAAAUAUUUUUUUCAGAAAUGUUUAGCUCUAGUAUAGCUCAUGCGUCUAAUGACCAAAGAGUAAUCUACUUAGAUUGGGUUAAUGACUCACACCACUGCUGUGGACUGUUAGUCUGAUUCCCAUAGUUGGGUACUUAUUGGGUCAAUUUGACUGGGUUUAGGAGAAAUAAGGGAAAAGGGAAGAAAGAAGGCUAAGAAUGGUCAUUGGAAUAGGAAAGAUAAAAAAGAACGGAGGGAGGGGGAGUAGUUUCAAAGUAGGGUACCUCGCCGGAGGAGGCGGGUGUAUUGAGGAUCGGAGUUUGUCGGGGUAGAGCCUUCGGGGUUCGGGUCGGGGUUUUUGCUAAAAAAAUACGUCGG